Messenger RNA from Osmia bicornis bicornis, 10562 nucleotides. It is a transcript of the gene dom, whose product is annotated as helicase domino. The coding region runs from base 378 to 9758 and encodes 3126 amino acids. The transcript is spliced from 27 exons. Gene Ontology annotation, cellular component: Swr1 complex. The record is from RefSeq and is a predicted model, not a curated record. Lineage: Eukaryota; Metazoa; Arthropoda; Insecta; Hymenoptera; Megachilidae. Gene Ontology annotation, molecular function: ATP hydrolysis activity; histone binding; ATP-dependent chromatin remodeler activity.
AGAUGAUGCGCUGAGUAUCGAAAUGACCUCGGCGUCAUUCUUACGAUUGUACGUAUCACACGCGGGUACUUCGUUAAGUAUAGAAUAAUCAAGUAGAAUUAGAACAACGCGUUAUAGAUCCGAGUAUAUUAAUUUUCAUUUGUUAGUUGUUGAUUCAUUCGUCAUUUAUUGUAUAUUUGAUCAUGAUUCUUUCUGUGAAAAUCUGUCGAGAUUUUGUCAUUACGUUUAAAAAUGUGUUUAGCAUACGUUGUCUCAUGAGAAGUCUUCGCGCAUGUGUUCGGCACCUGAAUACUUGUUCCUUCGAAUUUGGUUAGAAAAGACACACAUAAAUUAAGAUAAAAACUGCCAAUAAAGGUCAACGAAAAAUGUAAUGUGUAAUGAGUGAUAAGCAGACUGCACCUAUUUUGCCACCCCUUAAUGGGGGUGGAGGAAAUAAUGGGGGAAACAAUGGAGGUGCGCCACAGCAAGCUGUUAAUUUGCAAGUUCUUGCUAAUGCUCAAGGACUUAACGUCCUUACCACCGGUUCUGGGCAACAAUUUGUUAUUACUUCACAAGUUCCUGGUCUUACACAGGUUAUAUCAAGUAAUGCAACAACCAAUUCAAAUAUUCAACAAGUUGGUGUUACAAGAAUUGUUAAUAUUAGUAGCACACCUCCACGUGCUAGUACUGUGGGGGUUGCAGGUGCAAGCAGUUCAUCUCUACCAUCUCCUACCCGCCAGAAUUCACCUAAAGUUGUUUUAGCAACAUCUCCAAAACUUGUAAGAACUUCUAUUGGAAACAUGUUUGUUACACCAACCUCUCAAACUUCCAUGCAAUCACCACCUGCCAGGAAGAAAUUGAAGUUAACAGAUUCUACUGAGAAACCUACUAUGAUUGCUGAUGAUGCAAUGGGUUAUAGAAGAAGAAUAAUGGAACACAAAAUGAAAAGAAUGCGUGCAAUAAGGGAGAAAUAUGCGGAAAAUGCAUCAGAGUUAUUCUUUCUUCAUGCUGGAGGCAAUAUGAUGGACUUUCAAACAUGGAGGAAGAGACCUCCGACACCUCAAUAUUUGCAUUUUUUACGACAACAUAGAUUAGAUCCAGACGACGAUGACGAGGAUUUAACAGUGCCACUGCCACCAGUAUCAGAAAUUCCAUUAACACCAACUGUGACAACAACUGUUUCUACAAUAGUUCCUGUGAAUCAGUGUACAGAAGUAAAGAUCUCUGCUAUGGGUGUUGCUCCAGUUGCGGUAUCUACGACAUUACCUGCAGCAGUAGCCCAACUUAAUCAACAAGGACAUGUACCAGGCAGGCCUCAAGGGGGCCGCCAUGGCAUGGUGUUUGCCUUCAGAGCAGCAAUUCAAUCUUCACCAGUCACCGUUCACCCUCCACCUACUUCUACUCUAGCACCCACGCUCAUUAUAGGCAAUGCACCAAUAGUUCCAAGUUCGCCAAAAUCUGUAACAACGGCAACAAGUCCUGUUACUGAUAAACCUGUAAUAACUACAUCUGUUACAACUAUUACUACCACGACUACACCCAGUCUGUCUGUUACUGGGACUACUACAACUACUACUUCUGUUACUACCACGGUUACCGCUACUGCUGUUACUAAAACGUCCACUCCACCUACUACAACUAGUUCUCAGCCUGUAAUUAAAGUUGUUAAGUUUUCUGGUUCUAAUGCAACUUCACCGUGUGAUAUCACAAAUAACCAGGAACAAAUUGUAGAAAAGGCAAAGCAGGAGGCAUAUGUUAUGCAAAGAAUUGCUGAAUUACAACGUGAAGGAUUAUGGUCGGAAAGAAGGUUGCCUAAAGUACAAGAACCACCUCGUACAAAAGCUCAUUGGGACUAUUUAUUGGAGGAAAUGGUUUGGUUAGCUGCUGACUUUGCUCAAGAAAGAAAGUGGAAAAAAGCUGCAGCGAAGAAGUGUGCCCGUAUGGUACAGAAAUAUUUCCAAGAGAAAGCAAUUCAAGCACAAAAAGCUGAGAAAUCACAAGAGCUUAGGUUAAAGAAGAUCGCUAGUUUUAUCGCUAAAGAAAUCAAAACAUUUUGGGCGAAUGUAGAAAAAUUGGUCGAAUACAAACAGCAAACGAGGCUCGAAGAAAAAAGAAAACAAGCGUUAGAUCAACAUUUAAAUUUCAUUGUUGGUCAAACAGAGAAAUAUUCAACCUGGUUAACAGAAGGACUUAACAAAACUGACGGGCCUCAAAGUAUACCAGCUUCUAUGAAUAGUUCAAGGAUUUCUUCGCCAGUUCCACCUGGUAAAUCUCAUUCCGAUGAGGAUUUCCAACCAAAUCAAAGUUCGGAUGACGAUGAAGAGACUAUAGCUAAAGCAGAGGAAGAGUUAAAGUCUGUAACAAAUCAUAAAGAAGAGGUUGAAUUGUUAAAGAAAGAGUCAGAAAUACCAUUAGAAGAUCUCUUAAAAGAAUUGCCGCCAGAUUACUUAGAAGAUAGAAGUAAAAGCAUGUCACCCACUUCAAAAGAAGUUGCAGAAGAAAAUGAGAAAGCAGACGGAGAUACAGAUUUUGUUGCGGCAUCUGACGAAUCCUCCGAUGAAGAGGAAACUAUUAUGGAACAAGAAAAGUUGGAAGAAAAUACCGAUUAUAAGCAGGAACUGGAUGAUCUCAAAGCUGAAAACGAAAUGUCCAUUGACGAACUUAUGGCGAAAUAUGGUAAUGUGUCUGAUGUUCCAAUGGAUGUUGAACAAGAAUCUGUUCAAGAAUCAGAUAAAGAAAGCAUCAAAGAAGAAGAAAGUCAAGAGAACGAAGAAGAAUCUACUAGUAAUGAAACUGAAAGUGAAGAAAGCGAUAAUGAAGUUGAAGAACCGGCGUCUCAAACGCAAAGUGAUAACGACGCCGAUAUUGGACUGAAAUCUUUGUUAGAAGAUAUAUCUAUGGAGAAAUCUUCGAGUGACAAGACUGCAGAAAUGGAUCACUCGGAUGCUAAUGACGAAAUGGAUAAUGUAGCAGCAUUGGCAGAAAGUAUCCAACCCAAAGGAAAUACUUUACUUACUACCAGUGUUGUCACCAAAAUUCCAUUCCUUUUAAAGCAUUCUCUUCGAGAAUAUCAACAUAUAGGAUUGGAUUGGCUUGUUACCAUGUAUGAGAGAAAAUUAAAUGGUAUUUUGGCAGAUGAAAUGGGUUUGGGUAAAACGAUACAAACAAUUGCUUUACUUGCACAUUUGGCGUGUGAGAAAGGCAAUUGGGGCCCACACCUUAUAAUAGUACCAACAUCGGUAAUGCUUAAUUGGGAAAUGGAAUGUAAAAAAUGGUGUCCAGGUUUUAAGAUUUUGACUUAUUACGGAACACAAAAAGAAAGAAAACAGAAAAGGACAGGUUGGACAAAACCUAAUGCUUUUCAUAUAUGUGUAACAUCGUAUAAGCUGGUUAUACAAGAUCAUCAAAGCUUUAGAAGAAAAAAGUGGAAGUAUCUUAUAUUGGAUGAAGCUCAAAACAUAAAAAAUUUUAAAUCACAGAGAUGGCAGUUAUUGUUAAAUUUUCAAACGCAACGGCGAUUAUUGCUUACCGGUACACCUCUUCAAAAUAAUUUGAUGGAACUGUGGUCUUUAAUGCAUUUUUUAAUGCCAAAUGUAUUCCAGUCGCACAGAGAAUUUAAAGAAUGGUUUAGUAAUCCCGUUACUGGAAUGAUCGAAGGAAACAGUGAAUAUAAUGAAAAUAUUAUUCGUCGACUGCAUAAGGUUUUACGGCCUUUUUUAUUACGGAGGUUGAAAACGGAAGUAGAAAAGCAAUUACCCAAAAAGUACGAACACGUGGUUAUGUGCCGCCUGUCAAAACGACAGCGGUAUUUGUACGAUGAUUUCAUGUCGAGGGCAAAAACAAAGGAGACUCUGGCUAGUGGUAAUUUAUUAAGUGUCAUUAAUGUAUUAAUGCAAUUGAGGAAAGUAUGCAAUCAUCCAAACUUAUUUGAAGUGAGACCUACCGUGUCACCAUUUCAAAUGGAAGCUAUUGAAUAUGUUACAGCUUCCUUAGUAUGGAGUGCUCUUGAUUAUGAUCCAUUUAAGCAUAUUGAUUUAGCUAGUAUUAAUUUUUUAUUAUGUGAUUUGGAGCUGACUCUUACUGCAUUUGGGGCACAUAGAGUUAAACGAUUGCAAACUCCGCGAAAACUUAUAGAAGAAAUAGACAGCCAACCAGACCCACCGCCGAGAUGUCCACCGGGAAAAAUUAAAAUUAAUGUUAGAUUAUCCAAUCAAGUUAAGCAAUCACCCACUCCUCAACCGACUCAAACGAAGAUAAAGAAUUUAGCUGGAAUAUUGCCUACUCCAAGGGUUGGAACAUCCCCUUUAAUUAAAACGGCAAAUAAUCAAAGUACUCCAGGACAAGGCGUUACUUUAAGGGUACAAGGAGGUCAACAAUUACAAGGAUAUUCCGUGCAAUUGGUCCAACAUCAGGGUAGCGUAAAAGCAAUCCCUGUUGGAACACUAGCACAUAACCCACAAAGUACAACAGUGACACCAACUACAGCAGCAACGAAUGCACAGAGGAUUACAGUAGGGAAUGCAAAUAUUAGAGAUGGACUGCAACGACUAGCCACGCAGACAGUUACAGUUAAACAAGGUGAUUCCGUCCAAAGAAUAGCAGUGCCUAGUUUUGCACAGCUGGUUCAAACAUCUACCGGUAGACAUAUCAUUCUGACAUCAAAUCAGCAAAACACUAACACAGUCUCGUUUCCAGUAAUGACACCAAGCGGACAACGCUUAACAGUUUUAUCUAAAUCUUUGAUGGGCCUAUCUACCUCGGCAACUACGGUAAACAAAGUUAUAGGAGGAGUAGUAACAACCACGAGUGGUACCAGUGGGCGACCCGUAAUGAGGGUGCCACCGCUUAAUGUUACUGCAUCUCAAACACAGUCUUCUCCAACUGGCAAUGGACAAUCUCAGCAACAAUCAAUCCGUUGUGGUAUUGUUACUAGACACGCACAAAAAGAAUCAGAAAAGGCACAAACAAAAGAACGUCCAAAAUCUGAAUUCUAUUUGCCACAAUUGGAGGAAGAAAGGAAACAAAGACGGCAAGCUAAACUUCGGCUUCUUGCAAACAUUAAUGAAAAGAGAUGUGCCGCGUGUCCUCUCUAUGGUGAAGAUUUGUUUAUGGCAUUACGAAUUGGAAAACCAUCAACAGCGUGUCGAUGGCACAAUGGUUGGGUUCAUUGCGCGAAUGCUGAAGAUAAUGUACGUACGCGAAAACAAUUUUUUUCUCGUACAGAAGCACUUGCGGAAGCAAUCAAGAGCACGGAACAAAUUGUCGAGGAGCUUAAAGAAAUUUUCGAAAGGUUCGUUGUUCAUGUUCCUGCUGUAUGCGCACCUCCUCCACGUUUUCAUGUUUCUCAUCCUCCUCCACACAAGUUGUACGCUCAGCGUCGUAUGCAAAUGGAAUUGCAACGUCAACUAUCACCGAAAUUGGCAUUGUUCCAUCCAGUAGCUAGUGCAAUGAUGACGCAAUUUCCUGAUCCCAGAUUGAUACAGUACGACUGUGGCAAGUUGCAAUCUUUAGAUCAACUUCUUAGGAAGCUUAAAACCGGGAACCAUAGAGUCUUAAUUUUUACACAAAUGACGAGAAUGUUGGACGUAUUAGAAGCUUUUCUUAAUUUCCACGGUCACAUAUAUUUGCGUUUGGAUGGUACUACUAGGGUAGAUCAAAGACAGGUCUUGAUGGAAAGAUUUAACGGAGAUAAGCGAAUAUUUUGUUUCAUUUUAUCAACGAGAUCCGGAGGUGUGGGUGUGAAUCUUACAGGAGCAGAUACUGUUAUAUUUUAUGAUAGUGAUUGGAAUCCUACGAUGGAUGCCCAAGCACAAGACAGAUGUCAUAGAAUAGGUCAAACACGGGAUGUACAUAUUUACAGAUUAGUAAGUGAAAAGACUGUUGAAGAAAACAUUCUGAAAAAGGCCAAUCAGAAGAGAUUGCUUGGAGAUUUGGCUAUCGAGGGUGGAAACUUUACAACUGCUUACUUCAAGAGCUCUACCAUUCAAGAUCUUUUUAAUAUCGAUCAAUCUGAAAACGAUGCAACGGCACGAAUGGCCGAAGUAUUGGAACAAAAUAAAGAUCGAGAAAAAUAUUUGCAAAAGGACAAUCAAGGUCAGCUUGUGGACGAUAAAGUAGCAAUGGGUGCGCUUGAAAGUGCUCUCGCUGCUGCUGAAGAAGACCUUGAUGUCCAGGCUGCAAAGACCGCGAAAGCGGAAGCUGUCGCGGAUUUGGCAGAAUUCGAUGAGAAUAUACCAUUAGACGAUGCAGAAAAAGAUGACAUGCAAGUCAGCAAAGCUGAACUUGAAGUACAAAAUUUAGUAUCUCAGUUGACACCUAUAGAACGUUACGCGAUGAAAUUCGUGGAAGAAUCAGAGGGUGCAUUUUCUGCGGCGCAACUCGCCGCAGCUGAACGCGAAUUGGAACAACAAAAAAAAGAGUGGGAGUUAGAUCGGUUACGAGCAUUACGCGAGGAGGAAGAAAGACGAAUGCGGUUGGCUGACGACGAUGAGAAGCCCUUAACGUUUGGACGCGAGGAUGCGCAAAAUCAGGUUAAUAGUGCUAGUAAUUCUAAGAAAUUAGUGAGUAAGAAACCAGUUAGGAGGAGAAAUUCGCGUAAAAAUAAUAAAACUACUCAAGAGUCGGAAAGCGAAACUGAAACUACUACAGAAUCAGAGUCAGAAUCGCAGGAAGACGUGGUAGAGGAUAGCCUUGACGAGGAAUCAAGUCACACAGAAAGUCAGAGUCAAGGGGACGAAGACGAGGAGGAGGAGGAGGAGGCAAAUGAUCAGAAUGAUUCCGAGAAAGGGGGGUAUCCGAAACGUAAAAAUCGUUCUAAUAAAUCGUUUAGUCAAAAUCAUUUUGAUUUGAAUAGUCCGCGAACGAGAUCCAGAGGAAACGUUAAAAUUAAUCUGUGGACUUUAGACGUCAGUCCUAUUCUACCAGGUAUAAAGCCGAAAUGUCGAGGUCGGGCCAGUAAUCUGCGUAAGCAGCGCGAGCUUGAAAUGAGAAUGAAAGCGGAAGAAAGUUUUGUUUUGCCUUUACCACCUGUUUCGAGUCCGAAAAAAUUAAACAAUACGAAUGCCUCGAAUAAAUUUGACGAAGAACAGAGUACUGAUUUAAAUUGCAUUAAUAACGAAAGUAACAAAACUUCGCCUGUUAAAGAGACACGCGACAGUGUUGGUAAUUAUAAAACAAUCACGAAUCAUUACACGAAUUCAACGUCUUCGUCAACGAUAAAAUUUACUAAAACUGCUACCACGGAUGAGUCUAAUUCUAUCACGUGCUUAGAUUCUGUAGAAUCAGAAACACAUUUUCGCUCGUGUAAUUCACCUGACACCUCGGAACGAUUUCAAGCUUCUUCAGAAUCUGAUGUCAAAGAUGAUAGUAGUGAAGUAACGCAAGAUCUAACGGACACCAGUGGAUCUUCGACACGAUCUACACACAAGUUAACAGUCCCGUGUAGUAACUCCGAAGAGGAUAUGAAUUCGAAUGAUGAUUCUGAAAACUCUGACGUCAAUAUGGAUUCACAGAGCGGUGGUAAUUCUAAUUCGUCGGCUGAAUUGUCGGGUACUUUGAAAACGAUUUCUGAUUCAAAAUCUUUAAGUAAUUCUAUCACUUUGGAGAUAAACGAAGAGAUCAAUAUAUCAGAAAAUUCACUGACCGCUCCCGUAAAGAAUAAAAUGAUUCUUCAAGAUACAAAGGAAACCAGCAAAGAAUGUGUGACAGAAAAUUUAAGUAAGAGUCCUGUAAUCGAUACCUCAUCCCUCGUCGAUGAAACAAACGACCAAUUAAACGCGGAACCGUCUGUUCCUGCUGCAGAAUCGAAAACGCUAGAAAGUAAAACCGUAGAAUCCCAAAAUGAAAUUAGUGAAAAAGAAAGCAGGAGAUCGAAUAAUCGUGUCGAGACAAAGGAAAGCAUAGAUGUAGAACCAGCGGUAACAAAUAAGAAAGAAACUGAUAGAAGUGAUUCAAAUUUAGAUGUAAAAAACGAGUCUGUUAAUGAUAAUAUAAUUAAUUCUGUGAUAGAAAGAAACUCUAGUCAAGAGUUUAGUAACAAAGAUGAAAAAUCUACUAAAUUAGAAGAACCUGCGCGUAAUCGGAACGAGGAGAAAGCUCAGCCUACUUCCUCUGAUAACACUGACAAUAACUCUACUUCGGAUAUACCUAAAUCAAACAACUCGUCUGAAUCUGAAUCGUACACGGAGAGCAAGCAUAAGUUUCGUAAACCUGACCCGAUAUCGUACGGUAUCACAACGAGAAGCGCGAAAUUAAAUCAGAGCGUGGAAAAUUCGGAAAGCCAGUCGAAUUCGAGCGAUUCGUCCGACACGAAACAAAACGAACCAUCGAAUUCAACUGUUCAUCGAAAGGAAAUAAAUAAGGUAGCUCCUAUUCGAAGACCCGACACGCCUCGGCCUAUGGCGGAGCCAAGCAGAGUGACGAGAUCAAGCGCGGGACGUUCUUUAACACCUCCUCCGCCAAGGAACAGUCAUAGUCCAACGAAAACGAUCCAAAGAAGACGACCAGAUACUCCUUUACCGGAAUGCUUCAAAUCCUCUCCGCGACCAGCAACGAGAUCUAUGACCAGCGUGAAUUCACCAGUGAGAAACGAGGAACAAAACGCGUCGUCGUACGAGAAACCGACGACCCGUAGCUCGAAAAUCAUGGACAACGGUUUCUUGAAUCCGGCUCUGUUUCGUAGAAGCAGAUCGAUACCGUCGAUGAAACCAACGUCGGACUCGAAAGAUUCUACUAUUUCAACUAGAUCAAAGAGGAUCAGCGACUCCGCCUGUGUAAAUACUAGUACGGUAAAACGGCGACCGGACACGCCGGUUCCUACCUUCGAACAAAUGUCGAGGGUCACUCGAUCUGGCUUGAAUUUCACGUUGAAUUCUGGGAAAUCGAGCGGUAACAAUUCGUCGGGCAGAGGUUCGAAGCACGCGAGGAAGUCGGAUUCGUCUUCCGAAUCGAAGGUACACGAAGAUGAAUCUUCAACCUCGGAGAAAAUGGAAACAUCGAACACGGAUUCGAAUGGGAACGACGUUCCCUCGGAUAGCCUGACGAAGCAGGAGGAAUCAAAGUUACCACCUUUGAACGACGCGAAUGAGAAACCGCAGAGAACCGCGAAGGUGGUCGCUAUUCUUACUCUGGACACGAGAAGCAAUCACAUCGGCAAAGCGUCCAGUUCCGUUCACUCGAAAUCAUCGAAUUGUAAUUCCAGCGAGUCGAAGGGUAGUAAAAAAAACGCCGAUUCUUCUAAUUCGAAUUCAACAACGUCCGACUCGGCUGGGAAAAAUUGUCUCCUCAGGAUCUCGGACGUGGCGUCGAACUGUAAAUUGGACGGAUGGCAUGGUACUGGAUUAGACGGUACCCGUGAUCGUAUCUCUUCUAACGUACUUUCUAACGUAGCAGGUACUUACACGAACGCGAACAAUAAAACAGGGAAAUCGUCUACGGUGAACAAAGUAACGUCCUCCCCUUUGAAUUCGAAACUUAAAACGGACAAGGUUCCGUUGCCUGUACAGUCGACAGUGAUAGCUUUAGUUGAUCUGGACAAUGAUCCUAAUUACGACUCGUCCGAUGGGUCGAAAAGAUUAAGGAGAAAGAUCAAACGAACCCGUUUAACGUCAUACGCGAAGUCAUUGAUAAAGACGAACGAAUCGCAGAUGAACGAUACGUUAGACGAUAAAGAGGAGCAAAUACCUCCGUUGAAGAAAUCGGUUCGUUCUCAGCUUACUCCUCCUCCUCCUUCUUCGCAAACCACUCAAUUGGAGAAGAUCGGCAGUAAUAGUAUAUCUUGAGUCUCGCUAAAACUUUAUCGCUGUAACAUUUAGCAGCGUAUUUGUAUAAAUGUUUCUCACGAUUCAGACACGCAUAAACAUUUUGGACUGUUACUUGGAGCAGCGUGCGCAUAAUCCAAGUUCUAAUUAAUUAAUAUUAAAUUUUUUUUUUUUUUUUUUUUUUUUUCUUAAUUUUUCACACGAUUCUUGUAAAUAAUUCACAUACAAAGUAAAAGGAAGCGAGAUGUUUCUUUCGUUGUACUGGGUACACACGUGUAAUAUUUUUUAGCAUUGUAAAUUCUGCUCUCCUGUAAAGGUUUCUCUCGAAAAUGUCUCUAAGUGACAUUUGUAAUUUAUACUUGGUGAUAAAAAGAGAAAAUGAAAUGAAAACAAAUGGAAAAGGAAGAUUUAAGAGAUCCGACUGUGUAUGAUAAUAGGGAUAGAAAAAUGAAACCAUUAUAGCUUAGUUGAUUAGUAAACGCCUGCAAAUGAUUAGUCGCUUUUCGCGACGAUUUUGUGGUGUGAUCGUAUAUAAAAGAACAAAAAAAAAACAGAAUAAAACGAAAUACAAUAGACAGUCGAUUCAGAAGUAAAAGAAAAAAAAAAAGAAUAACGUAAUUCUUCUGUAAAUGCGCCGUACUUUGCUCUCAUGUAACGCCUUGUAUUAUAUAACUUUGCAAGGUGACGACCUGAUUACAUGCUAGAUUUUAAGAGGUUUAUUUGUUUAAUGGUAUGUCCCACUGUAAUAUUUAAGUUGCGUGCCUGUAUUUUGUAUGAUCGAGUGAGUCCGAGGAAGGAAAUAAACAAAAUAUUCCUUGCUACGAA